Molecule: messenger RNA, 1300 nt
Organism: Drosophila sulfurigaster albostrigata
Lineage: Eukaryota; Metazoa; Arthropoda; Insecta; Diptera; Drosophilidae
Product: U-Kazal-Dg21.2
Exons: 3
Coding region: 66-302 (78 amino acids)
Molecular function (GO): protein binding
Source: RefSeq, a predicted model, not a curated record
AACUUAAACAAGCACCAAUAUUAAAUGAAAAAGUUUACUUGGGUUAUCUACAAAUAUGCAUACACAUGUAUGUACAUAUAUCCGUUCGACGAUUUCAACGAAAAGUGCCAAAUAAAUGUCACGAUGUCUGUCCUACCGGAUAUCGCGUUGUUUGUGGAUUCCACAAUGGAUACUUGCGAACGUUUGCCAGCAGUUGUGUGAUGCGAAUGUAUAACUGCAAGUACCAAAAAGACUAUCGAAUCAUAUCUCAACAGGCAUGUGAAUUUAUUAGCAAUGAAGAUUUACGAAAGUUAGAGCUUUAAAAGCGACACGGAUGCAAUAUGAAAAUACCGCUAGAUGGCGCUACAAUCUACGGCGCAUGCGUUGCAAACAUUUUUUUGUUGGCUGUGGCUUAAAGUCGUCAAGAUAUACUAACAUACAUAUUUACAUAUAAUCACAUACGUGCUAAUGUUUUAUGCGAAACAUCUGAGUAAAUUACAUUAGCAUAACUAAAACAUAAUUAAUUAAAUUUAAACGAUAACUUACCGACUCUAAAACAUCAAGUAUACAAAUAUUGCAAACGUUAACAUCAGUAUUUAAGUUAAGCAAGGAAGCUAAGUGGUUAAGAUAUUUGAAUGUAAGUAUACACAGUCAUACAUAUGUAUGUAUGUGUAUGCACAUAGAGCAGAACAACGUAUAGCAAAAGUGUGUUUGGCCAGGUCAACAUUUAAAAAAGAGCUACCAAAGUGAACGCGGAAAACUCUAAAUAAUUAUAGCUCCUAAAGUGGCAAGUUUUAUUAACAGGUUAGUUGUCUUUCAGUUUUAGAAGGUGUAUAUACGUUUUGCACACUACUAAUAAUAUAAUUACACAAAUACAUAUAUACUACAUACACACAUAUGUGUGUAUAACAUAUUUGUUUGUUCAAUUCCAAAUGUUAUAUGUAUGUUUAAUGCAAAAAUGUGAAAAUGUAUGGAACAAUCAUUUUACUAAUAUUUUCUUAAAUCAAAAUUCUGUUUUCCUAUAUAUGUAUGUAUAUUUGUAUAACAUUUAAGUUGAUAUACGCACAUACAUACAUACAUAUGUUCAUACAUUUCUAGUUAAAUAUAUAUACAAUUAUAUGAAAAAGCAAAUAUAAAUAUCUGAUAACUAACAAUUUAAUAAUGAAUUGCGAAUAAAUUUCUUGACAAAGGUAUGAUUUUAUAUAAAAUGCUCAGUGAAUGAAAUUUUAUAUUAUCCCAAUACACCAUAUUGAAGCCUAUUAUAUAUUUAUAUACAUAAAUGUAUACACAUGUCGUUAUAUACAUUUUUACAUAUGUAUAC